Anastrepha ludens (Mexican fruit fly) is the source of this 830-nucleotide messenger RNA. RefSeq names its product adult cuticle protein 1-like. The transcript has 2 exons. The record is from RefSeq and is a predicted model, not a curated record. NCBI's taxonomy places the organism in Eukaryota, Metazoa, Arthropoda, Insecta, Diptera, Tephritidae. Bases 105 to 491 code for a protein of 128 amino acids.
UCGUAUUCGAAAUCAGAAUCAAGUCAACACUUCUUGAGUGUGUAACAACAGUGCAACAAAUAUUUCCUUAAUUUCUUAAAUCCUUUCCGCUUAAACCAGCAAGCAUGAAGUUCGUUGUUGCCGUAGUCAUGUUGGCUCUUGCCGUUGGUGUGCACUCUUCCCUGUUGGUCCCAGGACUUGGUCCAUUGCUCGCAACUGGUCAUGGACUUGGACUUGGACAUGGACUUGGACUUGGACAUGGACUUGGACUUGGACAUGGACUUGGCCCAUGGGGUGCACCAGCUGGCCUUUGGGGUGGCAUUCCCGGCAUCUCACUUAGCCAAGGACCAGGUCUUGCCAUUGCUGCUCCUCUUGCUGCUCCACAUGCCUUGGGUCAUGGUGCAGGUGUUUAUGUAGCGAAAACUCGUGGUGCCAUACACACCGCCCCAUUGGCCGGUCACAUCAACUCGGCGACUUCUCUGAAUUUGGCACCAGCUCCAGGCACUUGGUAAACACACCGCUUGUGCGCCACCGUUUCAGCUCGUUGCCACGAGACCCACCAAGAUCACAUCAACUCUGCACACAUACAAAUAAAUACACAAUCAUUCUCUAUACAACAACUACCACAACAAAAGGACGACACUGAUGCCAAACGAAGGAUGUGAUCGCAUAACCUUAAUAUAAUUGAUAUGAAACUCCGCUCUCCGUAACCCGUUAUCCGCUACCGCAACCGCAACCGCAACCCACAUCCUGACCCGCAAUCAAUCUUAUGUGCAACUCAUACUGUCAUUAGCAUAUCUAUGCCUUUUUAUUUUAAAUAAUAUACUAUGUACAUUGUACAAACAAACAUA